CUUCCUGUUACUUACAGUUAUAAAACUGCAUUGGCUGUAUUGUAUGUUGACGAGAGAAACAUUUAAAAAGGAUUAUCGUACAUAAAAUCAACAUUUAAAAUGACUGAUGUUGAUCUUAGUGAAGCAGAAAAAACAUUUAUAUUACACAGCAUGCAAGUAAGCCGAGUUUCAAUUUUUGCUUUCUAAAUAAUUGUAUAAUUAUUAUGUUAAACCAAAAAUUACUAAGCCUAGGCCUAGACUAGUGAUUAGUAAAAAGUUUAAGUAGGUUUUAGACUAAAUUUUUUAAUUUUUUAACUUAAACUUUAACUCUUUUCGUUCCUCUUCUGUAGAGAGCGCAUACCUCAUUUUCUGUCUCGGGUUAAUCCUGAAGUAUAGGCCAAAAUGUGCCAAAGUGACCUCGUUUUAUAGCCAUUUUAAUUGUUUCUAUAGUAUAGUAGUUACUAUCCUAAUGUCUCAUUUUUAUUUUAGUUAGUUUACAUGUUUUUAAUAAUUGUAAAGCGCUUAGAGCUUUAAGGUAAGCGCUAUAUAAAAAUGCCUAAAUAAAUAACGAAGUGUCUCCACGUCCGGCGCGCCUGACAAAUAGUGCGCAAGAUAUACGUCCGGCGGUAUGUCACGUGACAUACCGCCAGACGGCUAGUAGUUUUUAUAAUUCCGAACGAAGUACAGUUUGGCAGAUCUUGUGUGGUGUAGUGGUAGAGUGGUCGCUUGACGAUAUUAUGAUUUGAGGAUCAAUAUCAGGGAUAGGAUCGUUUUUCUUUUUUCUCCAAUUUUAAUGUAAAAUAUUUUAUACUAUAUUUAUAUUAUCAUGUUCAUCAGCAACAGUAGUUUCAUGAGAAGUUUUUAAAUAUUUUGUAACAAUUUAAAAUGAAAUCUUUUACUUUUAUUGGUUGCCUACUCCACACUGGCCCCUAAUUUAUUUUAUGGAUUACUGGUGCACAAACUCAAAUAACAAACUAAACAAAAAUGUUUACAAGCCACUUUCACUUAAGUUUUUUUCUAUUAUUUGCAUUCAAGAUACUCAGUACAUUACUUGGUAGAGAAAUAGUUUUUAAAAUUAACAAUAGUUUUGAAUUAUUCGCAGUCACGUGACAAGGCUGACCGACAAGAUAUCUCUCGCCACUUUGUUACGGCGGUCAUGUGACUUGGUCGCCGGACAAAUAGUGCGGGAGAUAGACGUCUGGCGCGCCGGACGUGUAGACACUGCCAAUAAAUAAAUACCAUUACGUAGGUUAUUUUUGCUUAUACUCAUGCAUUUGCUUUUUUAUUUUUUUUUUAAGUAUUCAAUAUUUAUUUCAUUGCACCAUUGGAAGAAAAAUAUACUAUAUACAUAUACAUUGAUUAUACAAAAAGUAAAAAUUAUGUCCAAUAAAGAAAUUAGAGUGGUAGUUAAAUGCUAGUCACUAGUAUUCAGCCAGAGAUUAAAUGUAAGAGAGAAUAUUGGUUAUUCAAGACUUUUCAGUGAACCAGCCCUAUUUUACCCAAAUUCUUGUUGACCCACCACUUUGUUUAUCACAUUUUUUUUUUUAUGUCAAAUUUUGUAAUAAUUUAGAUCUUUUGACUAUAGGCAUAGGAUACCAGGUAAAUGUAGGUCAGUAUAAGUUUAGUUGUAUUAGCUGUUUAGGCCAGGUGGAUUUCUUUUUUUUCUCAUUUUGUAUCACUUAUAACAUAUUAUAGUCUGUACUUUACACCACUAUCAUAAGACCAGUAGUAACUUACGCUAGUGAGACUUAGACCCUUACUAACUUUCUCAAUACAUGGGAGAGGAAAAUCCUCAGAAAAAUAUACGGCUUAGGGAUAGAAAAUGCUGUCUGGAGCGUCCGCACAAACCAAGAGCUAUACCAUUUGUACAAAGAUCCACCCACAGUUGCAACAAUAAAAAAAGGCAGACUGCCCUGGGCAGGACAUAUUGAAAAUAUGCUGGAACAUAGAGCAGCAAAAGUGAUUUACAACAGAAACCUAGGGGCAGACGACUCACCAGUCGCCCAAGGCUGAGAUAAAUCAAAUUUUUCUAGCCACCCUUCUUGUUUCAUUAAAUAAUUGCCGUGUUCUUCUCGUCUCCCUUUGCUGCAUUAUUAGCCGAGCCUUUUUUCUUUGUUCUAUAAGUUCUUUGCAUUCUGCGUCAUACCAUCCUGCUCUUUUCCAAUCGCUUAAAUCCAAUCGUUUCCUCUGUUUCACUUUUUACUAUUUACUUCAUCUUUUCCCAUUGCUGGUUUAAAUCAACGUUGCAAGCUGAUUCCCUUUUGGAUAAUUCUAGUUGAGUUUCAAUCUUCUAUUGACAUUCCUCAGUAAUUUUUGGGUCUCUGCUUAAUUUCUGGCUGUUGUACUGUAUUUCUUUUUUGUUUUGUUUAGUUAAUUGUGGAUGUUAGAAUUUCUUUGAUUAUAUUUGAUUCUUAAAAGUAUGUGGUCUGAGUCUAUGUCUGCCCAUCUACAGCUUUGUACAUCUAAUAUGUCCAAGCUAUGCCUCCGCUAUGCCUCCGAUCAAUGAGUACGUAGUCAAUUUGAUUACGGGUCAAUCCAUCGGGAGAUAUCCAUGUCGCUUUAUGUAUUUGUUUGUGUUGGGAUAUUGUGCUACUGGUUGUCAUUCCUUUAGCGAAGUCUAUAAGACAUGUUCCAUUAUCAGUCCGUUUUUUUGUAUAUGAUUCAGCUUUCGUAACAUUUGCUGGUUUAUGUGACAGGGUCGUCAACCCUGCACACAAUCCUCUGGGGGGAUGCCCCUUGCAGCUAUCAGGGUAGCUGCCUUUGCAUUGGGUCAAGUCCCUAGCCUGUGUGGAUCCUUCCACUUCCUACAAGGCAGUAGGUACUGAUUUUGAUCCAUCUGGGUAUUUUAUUUCCCCGGUACUCGCCAUAUCUGGUGGGCUUUCCCCUAUCUGCCACCUGCUGAGGUGCUUGAUAGAAGAUCAUUAGCUCCUCAUGAGAGGAUCGACGAUGUAGAGAAGGAUUUACACCAGAUGGGGGUUAGCACAUGGAGGUGGAAAGCCAUGGAUCAUUCCGAAUAGAAGGAUGUGGUGGAGCAGGCCAGGGCCCUACAUGGGCUGUAGCGCCACUGAUGAUGAUGAUGAUCGUCUGUACUUAAAUUGUAUAUUAAAUAUUGGUAUUAUCAGUGCUCUGAGUAUGGUGACCAUUUUCGUCUUAAGGUACUUUACUUUUAGUUUGAAGGUAUUUAAAUUAAGACAAAAACUGAUGAAGCUGGCACUCAAAGUUAGUCUUUAUUUUGCAAUUAGUUUUAGUAAUGUUUUUUUCAUUUCAUUUACAAGUGUUUUCAGCUUUGUGCGCAUUACUUUUCAAAAUUUUUCAGAUGCAAAUUUAGUAAAUAACUUCUUAUCUAACAUUUACAACACUUCAAAUAUAAGUUAGACUUUGGUUUUGUUUUUUUUCCCUUCUGAUGAUUAAUUUUGAUUAAAGUUGAUAUAAAUUAAAUUCCUCAGGAUAAUUUCAGGGAAGAUGGUAGAGGAUGUGAAGAUUUUCGUCACAUGGAGGUGGAAACAGGACUUAUAUCCAACACAAAUGGAUCAGCUAGAGUUCGUUUGGUCAGUGUUUUAAAACUUAUAAUGUAUUUAAUAGUUGUAUACAUAUAUCAUAAUAGAUUUACCAAAUUCCUCCGAAUAGAACUGGAAUUUAAUUAUUUAUUUUGUAAUUAUUAUACUUUCUUUGACAGGCAAGUACAGACAUUUUAGUGGGUGUUAAAGUACAGCUAGUUCCUGUUGAUCCUAACAAACCAAAUGUUGGACGCAUUGAAUUUUUUUUAGACUGGUUAGUACAAUUAUAAUAAUCUUUAAAUAAACUAAGUCUACUAAACAUACAAGAUAUCCUACAUGAAAGAAAAGGACAAAACUAUUUGAGCCAUAAUGUAUAAUACAUCACCAAAUUUCAUGUAUUUGGAAUUUUGAAUGAAAUUACUUGAAGGAAAUCUGAUAUUUUGAAAAGAUUUUCUGAAUUUAUCAAGAAAAGUAGUUAUUUUAAAAAAGCUGAUAUUUGGCACAUAUUUUCUGAGUUUAUCUAUAAAAUUUGUUAACUUAAAAUUUGGAGAAAAAAAAUAUGACUUACUGGUACUUAGACUUUGAUCCUAAACAAAAAUGUGGUCUUAAAAUAUACAAACUUUUUUCAUUUCUGUUAUAUGUGACCCAAUGGUGGUGGCUGACAGUUUUAAAAUAGUUUACAAAACCAAGGAAAUCAGGUCUUGAGAACUGUAGCUUUUAAUUUGCUCUAAGAGUAUGGUAAAAGCUGAAAAAGUGAAUGAAAAAAGACCAUAUCCAAAAAUAUACAUGUAUAGUAAAUGUUAUUAAAGAGACAGACAUUUAACUGUAUAUAACUAGCCAGUGACGUAGCUAGGGGGGUGCGGGUGUGUGGACCGCACUGGGUGACAUCAAAUUGAAAAAUUGCAUAUUUACAGAGCACACACUGCUUGGUCUAACCAAAUUUCAUAAAAUGAUAACGAAUAACAUGUAAAUUUUCCACACACGUAACCAAUCCACCUGCGUGCUUUAUUAAAAGUUCGAGGUUGAUGCCUCGAAAAUAAGAUGACCCUGUAAUUAGGUCAGAUAAACACUGUUUUGACCAUGAUUCAACGCUGAUUGAAGUUUUCUGUAACUUUUGUGACAGGAAGCUAUUUUUAUCUAAAUUCUGAGAAAUAAAGCUUUCUAUUAAUACCAAAUACCUGUGGUCAGGCAAUUAUUAGUACAGGAAUCGAAUCAGUAAAAAUUAAAAACAUUAAAAUAUGACUUUUUACCCAUUUAUAGAGUUAACUAAAUAAUAUUUUACAAAAUUUUCUAUCUUUUAAUAAUUAAUUUUAAAGUAAAAGAAAAAAAUUGUGGUUUUUGAAACCCAGAAAUACUCAAAAAUAAAUAUCACCGAUUGGCCACUAGCACUGGCCCUUAACAUUUGAGUGUGAUUGUAAUACAGCACAAGGUCCUUUACAUGCUGUCUGUGAUUUAACGUUUUCUGCUACCUUUACCUUUGAGAUGAUUUACUUGAGGAAGUUAAUCUUACACAGCAGUAUCUGCAGACUAAAGGCUUUACUCUUGACGAAGUGGUGACCAACCUAGUGGUCUUAAGAUUGUUUCUGCACGAGAAGCAUCGGACAUGCUAUUGAAAAGACACUUUUCAAAUCAGAGCAAUUUGGCAUCUCGGUAGAGAGAAGAUUAAGGUUUUAGAAGAGAAUGGCAGGAGAACAGAUAAUAGCUACAGUAGAGAGAUGCUGGAGUGUAAUGAUCACUUUCAUUAUGAACUCCAGAUCAGAUCAUCAGCAAUCAAGGAAGUAGCAGAUAUGUUUUGAUCUGGCUCUAACAAUAAAUAAAAAAUGAUACGAUGAAGGAUAUUGAUUUUGAUCUAGUGAUUGACUGGUGUGCAGUUUUGAAGACCAUGAAAGGAAAAUUUUACAUAAAUUAAAUUUAAUGUAAAAAUAACUACAACAUAACCCUGUUAUGGUUCUUAAAUACAUUUACCUCCUUACCUUCAAUUGAUUUGUUUUUGUGCUUGCCAUUUUAUACUGUCGAUUUAUUUUGACAAGCCGAAAUCAAUCGGGGGGAUUGGGGUGACACCUUGAGUUUACCGCACUGGGUGACACUAACACUAGCUACGCCACUGUAACUAGCUAUAAAACAACUUGUGGGAUAACUUUGGAUUAAACAGCUUACCGGUAUUCAAACGAUGACAAACAAACAUAACUUACAUUAAAUCCUCCUCAUCCUCAUGUCCCUCAGUCCUUGGACCGUUGGGCGCCAUAGAUUACAUGUGAACCAUCCUCCUUCAUUCCUCUCUGUCUUCAGCACUGCGCACUGCAUCGCCCAGUGUUAGUCCUGUCCACUCUUUGAUGUUAUUCUCCCAUCUUUUUCUUUGUAUUCCUCUUCUUAUCCCUUCUCUUGUGGUGCCCUGCAAUAUUUCUUUGGCAAGUCCUUGUUUCCUUGUUACGUGGCCGUACCAUUGUAGUUUGUGUUUUUUCACAGUAACUAGUAGGUCAUCGUACUCCCCAAUUGCCUGGCGAACCCUUUCUUUCACUGUAUCAUUGGAGAUAUGGUCCUUAUAGAAGGUGCCAAAAAUGCUUCUGAAGCAUCUCAUCUCCAUUGCCUUUAUUUUCCUUUCAAGAUUGGCUGUUAAUGUCCAGGAUUCGCAGGCAUACAGGAAAAUGGAGAGGACUAAUGAGCGCAUCAGCCUGAUUUUGGUGCUGGGGGCUAUAUUUUUGUCAUUCCAUAUUUUCUUGAGCUUCUUUAGUGCUGUUGUAGUCUGCGCAAUCCUGGACAUCAGUUCGGGCUUGAAGCCUUCUUCUGAGACUAGGUAUUUGAAGCAGCCGACAAUCUCUAAUCUUUCCUCCCCGACCUUAAUUUCAGUGGUGAUGCCUGUGGUAUUAUUUGGCAUCAGUUUUGUCUUUUCGGCACUGAUUAGCAUGUCGUAGGAUGACGAGGUCUUAAAUAUAUUUUUUAUAACAAGCCAUAAUCAUGUUGAAUAAUGAAAUUAAAGAGCAACAAUGCUUUAUUAUAAUAGUAGUUCCAACACGAGUAUCCAAAGGCCAAAUAAAAUAAUCCAACAGUAUUAUUUAAUUAUUGCAGACUUGAUGCUGUGGAGUUUAAAUUAUAUGAGAAAUACAGAGUUUGGUGCUACCAAUCUAUGUCAGAUGCAAGGGGGUUUCGCUUAAGAAGUGUCAGACCAGUGUAAUAACUAAGAACUUAUGUUUUUUGCUACAAGGCGUCUUUAUAAAUUCAGAAUUAGUGGCUCACAUCAGGCCUACCUGAUAAAGGGCACAGGGGAACAAUGAUGUCAGCUUCACUCGAUGGUCACUCACCGUUCAUUAGUGACCAAACAAGAGGCUAGGGCCCAGCACACAGCAUUUACUACUUUUAAUUUUGAUGUUUGUUUACGUGUUAAAGUAAACCUAGGGUUUAACCAUAUCUAUCAAAGUGACACUCAGAAUGUUACCUUAUUACUAUUUAGUGGCACCUUGCCAUAUAUAUAUAAAGCCCAAAUUUAUACACACAGGUUUUUUCACUCAUAAAAUUUUGUAUUUUUACUUUUUUCUUUAGGUUGUUUAUGUUUUUGUUUUUUUAUUAUUAUCAGCAUUUUCCCUUUUUGACACAUCAUACAAAAAUCUUUGAUAUUUUAGUUAAAUGCUUUGUAAAAUAAUCUGAUUCCUUCUUAUGAAACACAAAAAUGAAUUUCCUUUCUUUCUGAAUAAACUAAUUCUAAUUCUGUAACUGACCAUUCAAAAGAUGUGUUUUACCAUACUGGAUGUUACUGUUAAAAAAAUCAGUAUUUAGUAUUCAAUCAAAGUAUGUCUAUCCAAUACUUUAAUUAGGAAUAAAUUCUCAUUUUAAAACCUCCCUUUACAAUCUGUAAAUAAUAAUUCUCAAGUGAAGGAUGUCCACCCUGCUAAAGAAAAGUAAUACUGUUGAAACUCUUUAAAAGGUUUUUACCGUUUAACUCCCUCAUAUAAAACUUUUUCAAUUUUUUUUUACACAAUUUAUCCUUUAUUUUUCUAUGUACUAUUAGUGAUACCUGUAGCAAUAAUAAUUCCUGAGUGGAUCUUACUUGUAAGUCCAGCUCUCAUUGCACAACAUGCUGCACUCUCAUUGUGUUGAUUUUUUUUCCAAAUUGUCAGGUCAAAUGAUGUAAUGCAUGAGUAGAUUUAUUGAUCUGUUUAGUGACUAUUUUUAUCUCUUGGGAUUAUUCUUUGAUUAUUAUUGAAAUUAAUUAAUACAUACCGGUAGUUAAAAUUGUUCACUUCUAUUUUUCAAUGGUUUUGUUAACUAUCCAUUUUUAUUACAUUCAGCAGUGUCACUAUAAAAGUAAAUUAUUUUGGACUCUUUUGUACCUACAAUUUUCUUUUUCAUCAGCUCUGCCAAUGCAACACCAGCAUUUGAGGGACGCGGUGGGGAAGGCCUGGCAUCAGAGAUUACAGCAAUGUUGACACGGGCUUACAGCUGCCCAAGUGCUAUUGAUUAUCCUUCUCUGUGUGUCCUUCCUGGUCAGCAGUGCUGGCUUCUCUACAUUGAUGUUCUGGUAGAGAAAUUUAUCAAUAACAGAUAACUUAAUGAAAAAUUACUGGAAAUGUCAUGUUCUUUAAAUACAUGUUCAAAAAUAUACUAUUUCAUUUCGAGGAACGAUUAUUCUUUUUUUAAAUAUCAUGUUUGACUGGAUACAACUAAUUUUACAAAAUAGUUUGUGUUUAAGUUUGUAAAAGAACACACUGAAAGUUAACUAUUUCUCAUGCAAAAGCUAUUAACCAUAUUUGUUGGGAUCUUGACACAUUUUUGUUUUUAAUUUAUUGCUUUAAAAUAAAAGUGUUGGUUAAAUUUACUCAUCCCAAUUAUUGAAUUGAUCGAGAAAAUUAUUUUUCCUACAGUUACUAGAGUGUGGUGGAAAUUUAUUUGAUGCUGUUUCAAUAGCAGUUAAAUCAGCGCUUUUUAACCUAAGGUAUUCAUUUUAACCUAAGGUAUUCAUAUUUAAGUGUAAACAAAUAAAAUUCAUUUCUUAUAAUGAUAUAUUUCAGUUUAAUCAGCCUAAUUAAAAGCUAAAUUUGAAGGUACUAAUUUUUAAAUUAUUACUUUUGAAAUAAGAUUUCACUUACAUUUUUUUAAAAUGUGGACCUUAUUUUAUUUUUGAAGGCUUAGGACUUAUCUCUUCUUCUUCUAAAAGCUUUAUAUCUUUAAACUACAAGGAACCUCCUGAACAUUUGAUCUAUCACACUCUAUAUUUCAAUGCAUCUUUUAUCUGUGAUGCCCAGUUUCAACAGUGAUUUGUUUUUUUUAAGCUACAACAGUGUUGAAGAUCUAAUUCAACUCUUUUCCUAUUAUUAAUGCAUGUUGUUGUUCUCAGAAUUCCCAAUGUGACCAUGACAAAGGAUGAGGGUGGGAUUGAGCUUGACGUGUCAGAUGAUCCUUUUGAUUUUAAAAGGCUUGAUGUUGCUGGUGCCCCCAUCAUUGUUACAGUCAAUAAGGUAUGAAUGAAUAGACCUUUUUUUUAAUGAAUAAUGAAAUGAAUGAACAUUUUUUUGUAUGUAACUUAAUUCCAGAAAUUAAUUUAAAUUCAAACUAACUGGUAUUACAAUUUUUUAAAGGCUACUCUGUUGCACAUGUUUUGCAUGUUGUAACAUAAAUGAGCCUUCAGCGGUAUUUCUCUAUCUCAUAAACAUAUUUAAUUUUUAAACAUUGUCUCUAGACCCUUUCUUCUUUGACUGUUUUUGUUUAAACUGACAUCCACUCCAUUUAACCUUGCAGUGUGAAAGAGAAAAAAAAGACUGAAUCGUUUAUAAAAAUUUAAUUAGGCAUUUCCACCCCUUUAACUUUAACAAAGGAAUUUAGAAUCUGAUCUAAAUAUAGGCGUCAUCACAAAAUGUUCUUUAUAAACUUGUGUACAUUUCUAUCUAUUUCAAUCUACAGAUUGGCCAUUUCCAUGUAGUAGAUGCUAGCGAGAAAGAAGAGGUCUGUAGUUUAGCCAGGUAUGAUAUUUUUUAAUUCUUGGUGAUAUAUUUAAAAAUGUCAUAAGCUCAAUGAGAACUAGAUCUUCAACCAUAGCAAUUAACUUAUGGUUCACUAGAUAAAAAAUAUAGCUUAAAUUUAAUUGUAAAUACAGUCGAACUCGGUUAAGUCGACAGUCUCUGGCUUUGCCAGAAAGCGCCGAGAUAACCGAAAACCAAUAUGGCGGCAAUAUAUUAACAUGUGCUUGAAAUUUUUUUAUGUACACGAUGUGUAUUUAUAAAUGGAAUUUUUUAGUUGUUUUUUUACACAACAGCGUUACCACGAUUUUUUUGAUGAAACCAUCGGCAUGCUAUAAAAAUGUACAUACAUGUUUGCUAAAAACACAAGGCAUAUGUGGGGUGCCACUUUUCCGGAUUAUUCCGGAUUCAUGAGGCUAAAUAUUUUUGAGCUCUUUUAUUUUCUCUCUCUCUGGAUUCGCCAGUUCAGUUUAUUCGAAUAUGGAUUCUGGGUUUUAAAAAAAAAUCAACGUGUAAGAACGCGUGAAAGCCUUUCAAGUAUUAAGUGACAAGCAGGUUCACUAUAAAUAGAGCUGAACUAUGACCCCUCUCUUUUGUAUGCAAGUCUUGCUUCUUGCUGUGUUAAGUUAAUUGCGCGGACAAUGAUAUUGUCAUUUCAUUUCAAUUACUACAGUUUGAAGUAGGCACGUUUCUGUGGUAUAUAAUUUUCAAAAGCCAGCAAUUGAUCAUGGGGAUCGAGAUAACCGAGGUUAAGUGGCAAAUUUGGCCACCUUUUAUGAUCGAGAUAUCAGGGAUCGACGACAUAAAAGAAUCUACAAAACCAAGGAGAAAAUGCUAAGACAAAGAAAGAAUUUGGCGGUUCCACUUCAAAAAUUUCGACAUAACAAGAUUGGCUAGAUAACCGAGAUCGAGAUAAGUGGGUGUGACUGUGUCUUAUUACUGUAUAUUUUCAGAUUAAUGCUCGGGAUCACAGAAAAGGGUACAGUUACUGCUAUGAAGAAAGAAGGCUCUGGAAGUUUAGACACUGACAGCAUUUCAGAAAUGAUAGAGGUGGAAUGUCUAUGAUUAUAAUCUUUGGUUCUCAAUAAUCUUAUUAAUUUAUGCAUAUUAGCAGUACACCUUAUUCAUUUUAAAAGAUUCCAAAUUUGUCUUCCUUUUUUUUACAAAAAUAAAAAAAUAUGAUGACAUAAUUAUGUAAACAUAACAUGUCUUUUAUUUUAACUUUAACACCACCCAAGUUGUGUUUUUUUAACUCCAUGCAAAAUUUUAAUUUGGUAACGUAUCAGAAUGGUGUUUUUGUGGGCAUACAAGUUUUCUCCUCUUAAUUAACAGAGUAAUAUUAUAAAUUUUAUUUCAGAGUGCUAAAAAAGUUGGAGUUGAGCUAAACAAAUGUUUGUUGAAUAUUCUCAUGACAGAGGAAGGGCAAGAGGUCAAGCCAGUUGGAUUUUUGAGAUAGUAAAAUGUUAGUAGGGUGUGGGUUUGGGGAAAAUCUGUACAAAAAA
Molecule: messenger RNA, 10926 nt
Organism: Lymnaea stagnalis (great pond snail)
Lineage: Eukaryota; Metazoa; Mollusca; Gastropoda; Lymnaeidae
Source: the annotation of a GenBank genome assembly